Molecule: messenger RNA, 741 nt
Organism: Aegilops tauschii subsp. strangulata
Lineage: Eukaryota; Viridiplantae; Streptophyta; Magnoliopsida; Poales; Poaceae
Source: RefSeq, a predicted model, not a curated record
AUGAUUGGUAGUAUAGAUUGUAUGCACUGGAAGUGGAAGAACUGUCAAUUUGCUUGGCAGGGGCAUCACAAGGGGCAUGUGAAAGGUGCCACUGUUAUACUUGAAGCUGUAGCUUCACAAGAUCUCUGGAUAUGGCAUUCUUUCUUCAGCAUGACUAGUUCUCAGAAUGAUAUUAGUGUUCUUCAGCGGUCUCCGGUGUUUGCAAGGCUUGCCGAAGGGCACUCCCCGGAGGUCAACUUUGAGGUCAAUGGCCACCAUUACAACAAGGGAUAUUACCUAGCUGAUGGCAUCUAUCCUCAGUGGUCCACUCUUGUGAAGACCAUACACAAUCCGCAAGGAGAGAAGAGACAGAGGUUUGCCCAAAUGCAAGAGAGUGCUAGGAAGGAUGUGAAGCGUGCUUUCGGUGUGCUCGGGUCUUGGUGGGGUAUCAUUCGUAACACUGCAUUGACAUGGAACACGAAGAAGCUUUGGAAGGUGAUGACUUCUUGUGUGAUCAUGCACAAAAUGACCGUGGAGGAUGAGCGCGACGAUACCAUCUACGGCCAAGGGAAUGUUGAGCCUGAGCAUGCACCUCCUGCAACCUUUGAACAAUUUGUCAAGUUUUAUCGGGAAUUGCGUGAUUGGCAUACUCAUGUCCAGCUCCAGGAUGACUUGGUUGAGCACGUGUGGACUCACAUUGGCAACCAGUACAUCUAUCAGUUUACUUUCUUGUCAUGCGAACAAAUUUCGAUUGGGUUGUAA